This is a messenger RNA of Verticillium nonalfalfae, 963 nucleotides long. RefSeq lists its product as uncharacterized. The record is from RefSeq and is a predicted model, not a curated record. Lineage: Eukaryota; Fungi; Ascomycota; Sordariomycetes; Glomerellales; Plectosphaerellaceae. The coding region runs from base 1 to 963 and encodes 320 amino acids. The transcript is spliced from 2 exons.
AUGCGACGAUACUACAACCCCAUCCGAGCGGCGGCCUCUCUCAUCCGUUCAGAUGCACGCCUACCUCCGAGAUCACAGUUCCGCGCCUUCACAACCACACGUGCCCUCCAUCGCAGCCAUGACGGCGCAGGCGCCCAGGACCACUACGCCACGCUCAAGGUAGCACCCAAUGCUUCGCCCUCUGAGAUCAAAAAACCGCCCUCACGCGACAACACGCAACUAAGUCUCGUCCCACCUCCUCCCAGAUCCUUCUAUGCCCUCUCCAAAGCCCACCACCCCGACCACAACCCGAACGACCCAACGGCGACGACCAAAUUCCACGCCAUCUCCGAAGCCUACGCGACGCUCGGCACGCCCGCCAAGCGCGCCGUCUACGACCGCGACCACGCCCGCCACAACCACCACGCCCACGCGCACCACGGGCACGGGCACGGCGGCGCCCAGCCCCGCGGCUCCUAUCGCUCGGCCGGCGGCCGCCCGGCCUCGGGCCUCUCGCGCCGGCGAUCCGCCUUUCGCGGCCCGCCACCGAGCUUCUACCGCAGCGGCGGCUGGGGCGCGCAGUCGGAGAAGCGGCAGGCGGCGCACGACGACAGCACGGGCGGCACGGGCGCGACGCCCCACGGCACGCGACCGCCGCCGCCGCCUGGUGCCGGCAGGCCGAGCGAGGCGGGAAUGGGGCCGGGACAGGACCCUUACGGACACAGGCGGGAGGCGCAGGUCUCGCACUUUGACCGCGAGGGCCACACGCGCACGCAGAGCGCGCAGGACAGUCGGAGGCGCACGCGUAUGGAGGGGCAGGGCGUCAUGCCGAGUGGGUCGGGUGACUCGGCUGUCGGCUUGUUCUUUGCCAUCAGCGGCAUCUUGUUCCUGACGUUUUUCCUGCCGUACGUCUUCUUUGGAGGCUUGACGCAGGGCCGUCGGCGGAAGAAGGACGUUGAGAAGUCGAAGAGCAAGGCAGCGUAG